AUGGGUCAUUUGCUCCUUCGAGGAUGGAUCCUCGCCGCAUUCCUUUUGCAAUCGAGCCUUGCUGCUCCGUCCGAGUCAGCAUCUGUGACUCCUAGUCCAAUUGCUACGGUGACACCUACUCAUCAUCGCCAACACCACUGGACUCAUCCAUCACGGCCCUUGCCGAGCCGCAAGCCAUGCAGCGCUCGUCCUUCAUCGUCCCCAUCUUCAUCAGCCAUUCCGGUUUCAAGUGUGGUACCCUCAAGUGUGGUACCCUAUUCAGUGUCAGCCAUCAGCUCUGUUCCUAAUGCCUCUUCCACUCCUUAUGUGAGGCCAUCCCCCAGUCACUCGCCACACUGGACCUAUAGCCGCAGACCUCUGCCGCAUCGCAGCCCAUGCUCUUCUUCUGCCGGAGCUAUCUCAACUUCUUCAAGCCUUGUCUCCACUCCUAUUUCUCCAGCCUCCACUGCUCCUACUGUAGUCAUCUCUUCUAGCGCAUCGCAAUCCAGUGUGUUGUCUGCCACUCAACAGGUCUCUUCCUCCCAGGGUUCUUCUUCGCAAGUCAGCCUCUCUGGAUCCUCAUCUGCUUCUACAACAGUUAUUGUUGGUGUUUCUACAUCUGCGCCAACUCUGUCUCAGUCGGGCUCUUCUCUGGCAGGCACUACUGGAUCUGGAUCUUCCACGGUGCAAUUGACUACAUCGACGGUUCUCUCUACUCGCACAGCCACUAUCACCGCAUGCCCCUCUACAGUGGUCAACUGCCCUGCUAGCUCAAAGACAACCUUUGUCACCACAGAGACAAUCGUUGUCUCCACCACAAUCUGCCCUGUCACUGCGGCCGAGGGCAGCAGUGCUACUCAGACUGUGCCUUCUUCUCCUUCUGCCACUGGAAACACUGGAAGCGCUGGCUCCGUCACCAACGGUUCCGGCAACAAUGGCUCGGACAUGACUACCUCCACAGUCUACAGCACUCGCACUGCCACCAUCACUGCAUGCCCCUUGUCGGUGACCAACUGCCCAUUGAGAUCCAAGACAACGUAUCUGACCACCGAGACUUUGGUCGUUUCCACGACUGUCUGCCCGGUGGCAGAUGCCACUGCAACCGCCACCGCUGGUGCCGUCGCUACUCAGAGUGCCACCUCGCCGGUCGUUACUCAGAUUGUUGGAGGCAAUGGUAACCUUGGUUCCCAGCUCACCACUUCCACCGUCUAUGUUACCCGUACAGCUACCAUUCUUGCCUGCCCUGAAUCUGUGACCGACUGCCCCUUGAGAUCCAAGACCACCUCUGUCACUGUUCAGACCGUGGCUGUUGCGACUACCGUCUACCCUGUGUCUCCCGAGUACACUACCAUUAUUGUCGGAGGCGCUGAGGCUGUAGCUGCUACCGCCACCGUUGCCAAUUCCCAGGCUAAAGAGACUGGGGCCUCAGCCCAGGGUGCUACUAGUGGAUCUGAAUCUGGCGCUACCGGUGCGACAAAGUCUGGGGGUUCAAUCUCUGGCUCUGGCGAAACCUCAAACGCAGGAACCACAUACACCACCACUCUCGCCGUUGAGUCCUGCUCCGAUGAUGGUACAUGCACAGGCUAUGUCAACACCAUUGUGAUGACCCAGACAGGUGUUGCUCAAGCUACUGGAAACCCGGCUCCUUACGUUCCUCACUUUACCGCCGGUUCUCUAGGCCACCCCAGUGCCUCUGCCUCUGCCUUUGCUUCUGCCUCCGCUUCGGCUUCCUCGGCUCCUGCGUGGGCUCAGGGCACAUCCCCUAGUGGAAUGACCACAGCCGCUGCUUCUACCUCCAGCAGCGCCGUGGGCGCCACUUACACUGGUGCUGCCUCCGUUGCUAGCCAGUUCUCAAUGAUUCAGGUAAUUGUUACAUUGGCUGUGAUGCUGGUGGCAAUGCUUGGCUAA
Messenger RNA from Penicillium nucicola, 1887 nucleotides. RefSeq lists its product as uncharacterized. Lineage: Eukaryota; Fungi; Ascomycota; Eurotiomycetes; Eurotiales; Aspergillaceae. The record is from RefSeq and is a predicted model, not a curated record. The transcript has a single exon. Bases 1 to 1887 code for a protein of 628 amino acids.